UCAUUUCGCAGGCCAAAUGGAGAAUGUCAAGGUGAAGGAGGACCCGGAACUGAGGAUGAAGCCUAGCUCGGUCAUCACCACCGACCAGCACCGGCACAGGAGCAGAGGUCGCAGAGAGUCGGGUAGCGGCGAUGGAACGUCAGGCGAACUCCCGCGAAGCAACUCCAGCUCCUCCACCCGAGUCUCGUCUCCCUACACACCCAACAUCACAAAACAGCACACAUCGCUGAACGGCGUGGCGCCGCUGGCCGGCCGCGGCGCGACGCCCUCGCCACCGGAGCCGGACCUGCCGCCGCUGCGGCACCUGACCAAGGUCAAGCGCUUCCUCACCACGCUGCAGAAGUUUGGCCUCGACAUCUCGGAGGAGGUCGGCGAGCGCGUGCGCGCGCUCAUCCUCAGCCUGGUGAACGGCUCGGUGACGAUUGAGGAGUUCCAUGGCGCGCUACAGGAGGCGACUCACUACCCGCUGCGGCCGUUCGUCGUGCCUUUCCUGCGCGCGAACCUACCGCUGCUGCAGCGCGAGAUGUCCCACCACGCCCGCCUCGCCAAGCUGACCAUGCAGCAGUACCUCCGGCAGCAUGAGUACAUGCUGGUGGACCCCACGUACACGGCGCACGAGCCGUCCGAGAUAUUCAGCGCCGAGGCGCACGACCUACGCAAGAGAAAAUCCUCCGACAAUUACUACGAGAUCGGCUCGGAGACGCGGACGUACUCGCCGCCUUUGAAGCGUCUUCACACCAACGGCCUGCACUCUCCGCCGUUUAGCGCACACACGCUCUCCCUCAACGGUGACGUCAGACCGGUGACGUCACGCGCCCUGAGCCCUCGGGAGGAGGAGCGGAAAACGGCCGACACGGACGAGUGGAAGAACAUCCACGUGAUGCUGAACUGCAUCUUGAGCAUGGUGGAGAAGACGAAGCGAGCGCUGACGAUGCUACAGCAGCGGCCGACCGACGGCUCGGAGCCGGCUGGCUGGAGCCGCGCCGGCGACGCGACCGACAUCAAACGCCAGGCUAGCGAGAUCAUGGCGCAGACAGUCAAAGCCACCGAGGAGCGCGUGGCCGAGGUCCGACGCCGAGCCGAGGACGCGGUGAACGAGGUGAAGCGUCAGGCGGUGUCUGAGCUGCAAAAGGCGGUGACCGUGGCCGAGAACCGCGCCGGCGAGCUGAUCUCGGCCGAGCGCUGCCGUAUCGAGGCGUUGCUCGCCGAGGCCCGCAAGCUCGGCGCCGAGGAGGCGCUGGCCGCCACCAACAAGCAGACGGAGGGCUCAGAGAGCUGCUGGAACUGCGGUCGGAAGGCGACCGAGACGUGCAGCGGCUGCAACGCGGCUCGCUACUGCGGCUCCUUCUGCCAGCACAAGGACUGGGAAAGCCACCACAAGCGAUGCGCCGCCGGCCCGGCGCCCGAGCGCGCCAAGACGCCGCCCGAGCGCAGCGACCCGGCCGGCGCCGAGCCGCCCGCCGCGCGCUGAGGCGCCGCGCCAGCGCCAGUCGCCGAGCAACCGGAAGCUGUACAUUGCGCUAGCGUCCGCGCCGCCCACGACGUGAUGCUUCAAUGUAGAUAGGCACUCUGUUAGUGAUCUUUUUCGGACGGGAGGCGCGGCGAUUUUUUUCUUUUCGCUCGGAGUGUCGUCACUGUGGGUGUUGGCGAGUCGCCUUCGGACCGCUUGCCCUCGUCAUCUUCAUUUCGCCGCGCGGUAGCGCGCCGGGCUCGCCUCGGCGCGGUCAGUGUCUCGCUACGGCCGCUUCUCGUGCUUCGCAUUGGUGUCCGCUUCGUCGCGCCUUUCCGUCGGCUCUCCCCCGCUCCGUAGGCGCCCUUGUACAAACGGGAGACAUACAGACCGCUGCCACUCCGGCAUGCAAUAACGUGUGAUAGCGGGUUGGGCGCGCUCCGGAGGUCACACCGGCCCCGCGCCCCGGGAGCUCCGGGUGCGCGUGCCGGCCGCGGAGGGCGAGCGCGCUGGUGCGUGGAGUAUGAGGGGGGGGGGGGGGG
Molecule: messenger RNA, 1992 nt
Organism: Pollicipes pollicipes
Lineage: Eukaryota; Metazoa; Arthropoda; Thecostraca; Pollicipedomorpha; Pollicipedidae
Product: protein CBFA2T3
Exons: 9
Coding region: 17-1471 (484 amino acids)
Biological process (GO): DNA-templated transcription; negative regulation of DNA-templated transcription
Cellular component (GO): nucleus
Molecular function (GO): transcription corepressor activity
Source: RefSeq, a predicted model, not a curated record